Nematolebias whitei (Rio pearlfish) is the source of this 1929-nucleotide messenger RNA. RefSeq names its product potassium voltage-gated channel, Shal-related subfamily, member 2 (gene kcnd2). Gene Ontology annotation, biological process: potassium ion transmembrane transport; protein homooligomerization. Gene Ontology annotation, molecular function: A-type (transient outward) potassium channel activity; protein binding. Gene Ontology annotation, cellular component: voltage-gated potassium channel complex; membrane. The coding region runs from base 1 to 1929 and encodes 642 amino acids. The record is from RefSeq and is a predicted model, not a curated record. Lineage: Eukaryota; Metazoa; Chordata; Actinopteri; Cyprinodontiformes; Rivulidae. The transcript is spliced from 5 exons.
AUGGCUGCCGGAGUCGCAGCCUGGAUGCCGAUUGCGCGAGCAGCGGCCAUCGGGUGGAUGCCGGUGGCCAGCGAGCCCAUGCCGGUUCCUCCAGAGGAGGAGGAGGAGGAGGAGGAGGAGGAGAGGAGGCGUGAUGGGCUGAUUGUGCUGAACGUCAGUGGAACCAGGUUCCAGACGUGGCAGGACACGCUGGAGCGGUACCCGGACACUCUGCUGGGCAGCUCGGAGCGGGACUUCUUCUUCCACCAGGAGACCAGUGAGUACUUCUUCGACCGAGACCCGGACAUCUUCAGACACAUCCUGAACUUCUACCGGACCGGGAAGCUGCAUUACCCGCGUCAGGAGUGCAUCUCUGCGUACGACGAGGAACUGGCCUUUUUCGGGAUCAUCCCGGAGAUUAUCGGGGACUGCUGCUACGAGGACUACAAAGACCGGCGGCGGGAGAACCAGGAGCGGAUCCAGGAUGAUGAAGAAAAUGACCAGACCAAUGAGCUGGUGUUUGUGGCUGCCAGUUUCAGGGAGACCAUGUGGCGGGCCUUCGAGAACCCGCACACCUCCACCAUGGCGCUGGUCUUCUACUACGUCACUGGCUUCUUCAUCGCGGUGUCGGUUCUGGCAAACGUGGUGGAGACGGUACCAUGUGGCAGGGUACCCAACCGGGCCAAGAAGAUGUCGUGCGGUGAGAGGUAUGGGCUGGCCUUCUUCUGCCUGGACACCGCCUGCGUCAUGAUCUUCACGGUGGAGUACCUGCUGCGCCUGGUGGCCGCGCCGAGCCGGUACCGCUUCAUGAAGAGCGUGAUGAGCGUCAUCGACGUGGUUGCCAUCAUGCCGUACUACAUUGGCCUGGUCAUGACCGACAACGAGGACGUGAGUGGGGCCUUCGUCACCCUGCGGGUCUUCAGGGUCUUCAGGAUCUUCAAGUUCUCGCGGCACUCUGCGGGACUUCGCAUCCUGGGCUAUACCCUGAAGAGCUGCGCCUCGGAGCUGGGCUUCCUGCUCUUCUCCCUCACCAUGGCCAUCAUCAUCUUCGCCACCGUCAUGUUCUACGCAGAGAAAGGUUCCGGGAGCAAGUUCACCAGCAUCCCCGCCGCCUUCUGGUACACCAUCGUUACCAUGACGACACUGGGAUACGGGGACAUGGUUCCAAAGACCAUCAUGGGGAAGAUCUUUGGUUCCAUCUGCUCCCUGAGCGGCGUCCUGGUCAUCGCCCUGCCGGUUCCUGUCAUCGUGUCCAACUUCAGCCGGAUCUACCACCAAAGCCAGAGAGCUGAGAAGAGACGAGCUCAGAAGGUGAGACAUGUCCCUGAAGGGGUGAGACAUUCAGACAGAGUUGGGUCCAAUGAGAACCUUGUCCAUGUCCCCAGUGGUGGUUCAACAAAGUGCUGUGGUUCUGAUGUCGGGUCAUAUGAUUUGUGUUUGAAGGUGUCCAAAGAAGCAGGCCAGGCCCUGGUAUGUAAGAUGAACCCGAACUUUGAGCUGCAGAAUCAUCACCUGCUGAAAUGUCUGGAGAAAACCACGAACCACGAGUUUGUUGAUGAGAAGGUCUUUGAGGAUAGCUGCAGGGAGAUGAUCCCAGUGAAGCAACUGUCUCACUCUUCCUCCUCGUCCUCCUCACCUCCAAGCGUCUCCUGCUGUGGACACAGAAAGAGGAGAAGGUUCAGUAUUCCAAACUCCAACAUGUCUGUGCAUCUACAGGGCAGCCUGCAGGAGCUGAGCACCAUCCAGAUCCAGGAGCGACCACUGGUCAGCAGUCAAUCCAGUCUGAAUGCCAAACUGGAGGAGAAGCUUCCUCUGAACUGCAACCAGCCGUACCUCACCUCCGCCAUCAUCAGCAGACCCAGGCCCCUGGGGGCCACGCCCGAGGGCAACGAAUCAGUCCGUUCCACCGAUGACUACCAGGCUAGCCUGGUCCGGGUGUCGUCUCUCUGA